Sciurus carolinensis (gray squirrel) is the source of this 5871-nucleotide messenger RNA. RefSeq names its product solute carrier family 30 member 7 (gene Slc30a7). Gene Ontology annotation, cellular component: Golgi apparatus; membrane. Gene Ontology annotation, biological process: intracellular zinc ion homeostasis; transmembrane transport; zinc ion transport. Gene Ontology annotation, molecular function: zinc ion transmembrane transporter activity. Bases 209 to 1339 code for a protein of 376 amino acids. The record is from RefSeq and is a predicted model, not a curated record. The transcript is spliced from 11 exons. Lineage: Eukaryota; Metazoa; Chordata; Mammalia; Rodentia; Sciuridae.
CAGGACGCGUUGCGCGGCCCGGGCCGGAAGUCAGCGAGUUCCCGGGUGUGUGUCUGUGUCUGUCUGUGUCUGUCUGUGUCUCGCAGCCGCGCGUGGCCACCUUCAAGUGCUGGGGGUUCCGGUCUGAGGCGUCACCGCUGUCACUGCCAUCACCCCACGGAGCCACUUCUCGAGGGGAGUAGGCCCGGCCUUCCGCCGGGCAGAGAAGAUGUUGCCCCUGUCCAUCAAGGAUGAUGAAUACAAACCAGCCAAGUUCAAUCUGUUCGGCAAGAUCUCGGGCUGGUUUAGGUCUAUCCUGUCGGACAAGACGUCCCGGAACCUGUUUUUCUUCCUGUGCCUGAACCUCUCUUUCGCUUUUGUGGAACUACUCUAUGGCAUCUGGAGCAACUGCUUAGGUUUGAUCUCCGACUCUUUUCACAUGUUUUUCGAUAGCACUGCCAUUUUGGCUGGAUUGGCAGCUUCUGUUAUUUCAAAAUGGAGAGAUAAUGAUGCUUUCUCCUAUGGGUAUGUUAGAGCGGAAGUUCUGGCUGGGUUUGUCAAUGGCCUAUUUUUGAUCUUCACUGCUUUUUUUAUUUUCUCAGAAGGAGUUGAGAGAGCAUUAGCGCCUCCAGAUGUACACCACGAGAGACUGCUGCUUGUUUCAGUUCUUGGGUUCGUGGUAAACCUAAUAGGAAUAUUUGUUUUCAAGCAUGGAGGUCAUGGACAUUCUCAUGGCUCUGGCCAUGGACACAGUCAUUCCCUCUUUAAUGGUGCUCUAGAUCCAGCACAUGGCCAUGGAGAACAUUGCCAUAGUCAUGAAGUGAAGCAUGGUGCUGCACAUAGCCAUGAUCAUGCUCAUGGACAUGGACAUUUUCAUUCUCAUGAUGGUCCCUCCUUAAAAGAAACAACAGGACCCAGCAGACAGAUUUUACAAGGUGUAUUUUUACACAUUCUAGCAGAUACACUUGGGAGUAUUGGUGUAAUUGCCUCUGCAAUCAUGAUGCAGAAUUUUGGUUUGAUGAUAGCAGAUCCUAUCUGUUCCAUCCUUAUAGCCUUGCUUAUAGUUAUAAGUGUUAUUCCUCUUUUAAAAGAGUCUGUUGGGAUAUUAAUGCAGAGAACUCCUCCCCUGUUGGAAAAUACUCUGCCUCAGUGCUAUCAAAGGGUGCAGCAGUUGCAAGGAGUUUAUAGUUUACAAGAACAGCACUUCUGGACUUUAUGUUCUGAUGUUUACAUUGGGACCUUGAAAUUAAUAGUAGCACCUGAUGCUGAUGCCAGAUGGAUUUUAAGCCAAACACAUAAUAUUUUCACUCAGGCUGGAGUGAGACAGCUUUAUGUACAGAUUGACUUUGCAGCCAUGUAGUAAAUGAACAGAAUGUUUUUCUUUUUUUUUUGACCAAAUUUUUCAGGUACUGUACAAUCUGAAACAUUGUACUAAGCUCUUUAAAAUAGAGAUAUCAUCACUACAACUCCCCAACACUAUUCGUCAAAGACCAGGUAGAGUCCUCCAUUUGGGGAGUUCACCGCUAAGGGAUCACAGUUAAGAGGAUAUCUCCUGGACUGCUGGUCUUGUCAUUUGUGCUCUUCCCUCCAAGCCAUUCUGGUUUCUGAGGUUUCUGGUUUUGUUCUAGGGGGUUGAUUUGUCCUUUUUUUUCCCCACUUCAGGGGGUGGGAGGGGAUUUCGUGAAUGCCCUUGCCCUGUCCCUCAUCCCAGCUGGUGAGAGAUUCAGACUGUGGGCUUCCAGUCAUUUGGAAUGUCUUCACUGAAGCUGCUGGAAACCACUGCUUUUAUUCCCACAAAACCAGUGUUAUUUAAAAAGAAAUGGAAAUCUGUUUUAUAUGUAAUGUCACAGUUGUUGACGUUCUUCAGUAUAAUCAUAUGUUUGUAAAAUUGUUUGUACCUUGCAAACUUAUGAACCAAACCAUAUUGGGUUUUCAAAGUGCCUUUGUAUCAGAAAAUGUAUUUGCCAGCAUAGAAAUGUACCAACAAAGGUCAUGUAUGUGUUUUUUUAAAUGGAUAUUCUGUAAUAUGUACAAAACAUGACUCUUGCUUAGAAUACUGAUCAUUUUUUUGUGUGUACUUCCAGCAUCGGUUUAGAUACAUGAAGUUUCUUUUUAUUGUUUUAUCUCAUCAAAAAAAAAUAAUAAAUAAAAGGUAUUAUUUUGCUUUUUAAAACAAAUUCAAUAAUCAUAUCAAAUUACUUUGUGGAUUGGAUUUUCAAAACUUUGAAAAUGUAACAGAGAAAAUUGUUUUGAACUAAAACAUUUGCUAAAUUCCAAAUUUCUGUAAAGGUUCUGUGUUUGUGAUAAAUUUUCCAAUAGCUCUCCUUCUCCCCAUUUUUAUGAAUUUUAUUAAUGUUUGGAAAUGGCAGUGUAGACUGAAGGCAGAAAUGGUUGUCAUAGCAUUAAUGUGCAUUUUCAUUUAAUGCCAAGUCAUACAGUUUGUUUUCCUGUUUAAGCUUUGCACAAAUAUGAUUGGUUCCAGGAAUACUACACAGCAUUUGAUUGAGUUUGAAUUAUUUAAGGUACGGAGCAAAUGUGGUGAUGUAGAACUCUUUCUGACACAGGUACCUUAGAAGUACAAGAUAAGUUGAAUUUCUAGGUUCUUGUGUAUUUGAAAAAUAAAAUUGCAAUUUGAGACAAGUGCUUCAACACGCUACUUAAGUAUUCUCUUUAUGAAGAGAUACUGAUUUGGAUAAACAUUUUCCCAUUGUUACUUCUUUUUAUCACAACAUAUAUUCCCUUUUACUUUAGAACACUGAAAUCAUUGAGGGGGAAUCUUGGCAGAACAAAAAUGCAGAGAAGAGUGUGUGUAGGUAAGGUGACAAAAGUCAUUGUUGAUUUUGCAUAGGUUUUAGAGUAUCCUUUCCCCUACUUCUGAUUUACCAUUUAAGAACUAUUCUAUAUUAGAAAACCACCACCACUUUCUUCAUGCUUUUCUAACUGUUAUAGCUUACCAUGAACUGACCGUUCAGGACAUGUUUGUUCACUUCUAGGUAGUUUGAAAGCUAAGAAUUUCUGCAGUAGAUUGUGUUUAAUUGAAAAAGAUCCUUUAGGAGGGAAAGUACAAAAGGAAAUGUGGUCUACUAGUAUUGCUUUUUCAUUACAAGUGUAAGUAGUCAUUUGGAAGUUUGAACCACCACUAAGUCUGAUAGAACUUUGGGAUAGUCUGUGGGUUUUGGCAUAUUACAGAAAAUGACAGGUCUAGAUGAAGGCAGAGAUUUUGGAUGUAUGCCUUUACAAACUAAUUAUACAUAACUAUACUGACAUUUCACAUAUGGAGAUAAUUGCAUUGGUUUGUAAAUUUUACCAGUGUAUUUUGAAGAUCCAGUUUUGCCUUAAAACUAAGCACUCCAUUCCAAGUGAAAUUUUUGUCAAAAUAUACAUCACUUUAUUUAACUGUACCCUCAAUGCACAAAUCCAUGAGUAUGGUUUUUUCCCCUUAGAUGAGUGUUGGAUAUGAAACUCUUAGUUUUGUACUUGUUUCAAGAAAUUUCCAGAUCAUACCAUUGAGCAGGUUGACAGUAACAUUGCUUUAAUUAAAUGUCAGUAUACCUGUGUGUAACAGCAGAAAAGAAUUAUUGUGAGAAAAAGCAACAUUUUUCUCACAGGAAUUAAUUGCUAUAUUACUAAGAUAGAUAAUUUCACUGAGAAAUACCACCUGUUUAUGGUUGUAAAUUUAGACUGUCUUUAGCAUUAGGCCCUUGCAAAACAAAAACCAUGCAUAUUUGAGUGUAAAUUUGCCAGUAUUCCAAAAAUCAGAAUAUUCUCUAGAAAACAAAUUUGUAUUGCUCAGGGAAAAAGUUUACUUUGACAAGUAAGCUUUCCCAAACAGAAAUACACCUGUUUUAGUUGUCUCUUUUAAAAUUCAUUUUAUUACUGAAGAUGAAGGUCUUGACACAUGCAUAACUUCCUGAUUUGCUAACUCCCCAUGCAUCUUGGUGAAGGACAGUAUCUAGUUUAUCUGUAGGUUACUUACUGUUCCUCAUGCUAUCACUUGUACCAUUCUUCUGCAAUGGAGGCAAAAGAAAGGUAAAACAGGUGUCACUGGUAAGGUGAUUUCACUUUGUCUGAAAUGUUUCAGCAGUCUUCAAAGCCUACACGUAUUUACCAGUAACCCAGAUACUGUAAUUUUUGUGUACCUCUGUAAAGCUGACUAGAGUUCCGUAAUGUUUUACCUCCUAUGGAAUAAGCAGUUUUUACAAAUGUCAAUAUGGUACAUAUUGCUGGGAUUUAAGAAUAACAUUACUUAACAAAAUUUUACAUCUAAGCAAGGACUUUGCUUAGAAGCAGUCUAGCUCUACCUCUCAUUUUACAGAUGAGGAAACUGAAGCCCAGUAAAGCUGUAAUUUACUCAAGAUUCAGAGAUCUUUAGUGGCAAAGCUAAGACUAGAAUUUAGAUCUUCUGACUCCAAGUUGAGAGUUUUUUAUUGUGCUGACUCUUCAGCGUAAUAUUUGCCUUUCUGUAAUUGUGAUUUGUCAUUUGUAAAUAAAGGCUAUCCGAUCAACGUUUUUGGUACAUUAAGGCACUUUAUGAAUGUAAUUUUGUCUCCUUUUUCAUAACUAAUUAUGAAGCUUAGAUUUUUCCAUAUUCUUUGUGUAAAACUAAUUUUUUUUUACUUUUUUUAUUCUUGUGGAACUAAUUCCUAAUUUUUUUAAUGAUGACAUCUUUACAGUGAAUACUUCUGUGAGCAAAAUGUUCCUUUUAAUUUUCCAAGACCCAAUUCAGUUUAAGGAUUGCUGAGUUUCCCUUUUUGUUUAUAUUCUGUGAGCUGGUACUUUUUAGAAACCAAGUGAAUCACAGGUUAUAUCAUUUCAAUCUUGCCACUUUGCAUUUCAGUCACUGGAGAAAUUUUUUAUUUCUGAAAUCCUUGGAGCCAUUUUUUUAAAAAUGUAUUAAAUGUAUUGAAGGAAUUUUUCAAUUCAGUAAGGUAAAGUCUUGAAAUCUUAGUAGAAUUCCAAAUGUUAAACCAUUACUUCCAAUUUUUCAUUAAGACAUUAUCUUUAGGAAAUUAAGGGUUUUUUUUUCUUUUUUACAAAAGCCACCAUUUUUUUAAACAAAUUAUUUUCCAAUUCACAAGAACCAUGGAAGUUUUAUUCCUUAAAAAACAUUUUUGACAAGUUGUAUCAAGACUAUUUUGUGAUCCUCCAAAAGCCUUAGUGACUCAGAUUCCCACCACAGAAUCAAGAGAGACUCGAUAAUGAAAAAUUUUAAUGUACCAAAAAGUGUUUGCAGAAAAGGAGCAGGGAAGUAUAGUUCUGUUUAAAGGCCAAAUGGAUGGGAGCCUUCUUGAUGAGGGCAUCUUUGGUUUAACAUUUCCUAACUGCAGAUUAUACAGAAAACAGGGUGGAGAAUAACAGUUAUUCAGUAUUAUGUGCCAUGCACAUAGUGGCCUUUCUCAUGUUAUCACAUUUAAUCCACACAUUUCUAUAAAGAAUGGAUUUUGCAUGACUUUUACUGAGGGCAGUUUCAAAUAUAUUUUCUAAUUCUCAUAACAUGAGGAAGGAAUUCUUAUCCCCUUGUUAGAUGAAGUUGUGUCAAGAGAAUUUUAAGUAAGUUGCCUAGGGUAGAGCACCAAGUCCAAACCCAGCAUUUUUUCUGAUAACUACUUGUUUUGUGUAUGUCAUUCAACAGUACUUUCCAGAUCCAAGACAUAGCAGAUCUAAAGAGACUCUCCUAGAAAGCCAGCCAAUGGAUUACCAUGACAGAAUUAAUUUUGGGCAACAGUUGUUAUAAAUUAUUUAAACUCACUCCUUUCUGUACUCUUAUGCUUAUUUUCUAUUUUGGCUAUUUAUGUAAAACUAUGCAGGCUGAAAAGAGUAAUCAGAAGUUCUUAAACACUUUUAAGGCCAUUAAAAAAAAAAAAAAAGAAGAAGAAGAAACAAAAUUUUAUU